AUGCUGCAAAGUAUCUCUAGAUUUUCGUCCAACCUUCAACUCAAGAAGCCAUUGGUGAAAUCAUUCAGCCAGAUUUCAGAGUUUGACCAUCCAACAGAUAUCAUUACUCAUUGUCCAGGCGUUGAAACAAGAUUUCCUUUCCAUUUAUCGGCUUUCCUCUAUGAAAAUCCACCAGAUCCAGAUAAAGCUGUAGAGUGCCAUAACUUAUUCAGGAAGGCUCUUCAUGAUGCCUGCGGCGCUAAGGUUUGGACCGUCCGUGAAAUUCUGAAAGAAAUGCCGGUUGAAAAACUGAGAAGCACACUCAUUGAUUUCACUGAUCUCCAGUUUGAUGUUGUCCCUGGCAUUCCUACAGAGCAAAUGAGGAAGCAAAUUACAAAAGAUUACAUUAGCUACUCUUUGAGCCGCUUGUCAAAAGAUAAUUUGAUCGAUUUGAUUUUCAUGCAUCCAUCUGUUAAGAUUGAUGUCGAUAAAAAUUCAUCAACAGGCUUCCACUACGAUAAAUUGCCACUUUUGCCUUUGGCAAAUACAGUUUUCACACGUGAUCAACAGAUAACAACAGCUAAAGGUGUUGUCAUCGGACGCUUCGGAGCACAGCAGAGACGUGAUGAAAACAAGUUGAUGAAAGUUGUCUGGGCAGAGCUCGGAAUCGAACCAGUCGGCCAGAUCAAUGGACCAGGCACACUCGAAGGCGGCGACUUCAUCCCGAUUUCAGAGGAUUACUGCAUGCUUGGUGUUGGAUUAAGAACAAAUAUGACUGCUGCUAAGCAACUUAUGAAUCAAGACUUACUCGGUACGAAGAGAUUCAUUGUUGUCGAAGACCUCUACGAUAAGAACCAACAGAGAAUGCACCUUGACACAUAUUUCAACGUCGCAUCAGAAAAACUAUGCGUCUGCGUUGACAAGAUUGCCGAAGAUGAUCCGAAAUACAUACGUAUUGCUCGUGAAUUCGUCAGAGAUGGUGUCAACAGCUACAAAGAAGUUUCUCAGCUUCCAUUCGGAAAAUGGUUGAAGAAAGAAGGUUUCGAAGUAGUUCCAGCUUCAUUCAAGCAGCAGGAAGACUACUUCAUUAACCUUCUUCACCUCGGAAAGAACAAGAAUGGCAAAGACAUCGUUUUUGCUAUCAAUCCAGAGGUCGAAAAAGCUCUCAAACAACGUGGCUUCGAUGGUGAAGUUCAUUAUCUCGAUUUCCACGAGAUUACAGCGAUGUAUGGUGGUGCACAUUGCGCAUCUCAAGUACUUCGCCAACAUAAGUAA
Messenger RNA from Trichomonas vaginalis G3, 1254 nucleotides. Its product is annotated as amidinotransferase family. Gene Ontology annotation, biological process: L-arginine catabolic process. Gene Ontology annotation, molecular function: arginine deiminase activity. NCBI's taxonomy places the organism in Eukaryota, Parabasalia, Trichomonadida, Trichomonadidae. The transcript has a single exon. The record is from RefSeq and is a predicted model, not a curated record. Bases 1 to 1254 code for a protein of 417 amino acids.